AUGGUCCAUUGUGAAAACAGUACUCCUGUCAAGGAAUUUGUAUUACUAGGGAUACCCCUCUCAUAUCAGUACCAAAUCCCUCUGUUCCUACUGCUUUCUCUGUGCUAUUUAAUAACCAUACUUGGCAAUGCAACAAUUAUUGUGGUCAGCUUGGUCAAUGCCCAGCUUCAUACACCUAUGUAUUUCUUUCUCAGCAACCUUGCCCUAUUGGAUAUCAGCUUUACCUCUGCAAUCGUCCCUAAAGUACUUUUCAAUCUAUUGAGUGGGAGCCAGACUAUCUCUUUCAAUGGCUGCCUUGUGCAAUCUUAUAUCUACUUUCUCCUUGGCACCACAGAAUUUCUGCUACUAGCUGUGAUGUCUUUUGACAGGUAUAUUGCUAUCUGCCAUCCUCUUCGUUAUAGAAACAUAAUGAGCCCAAAGCUUUCAUUUCAGCUGAUCAUUUGCUCUUGGGUUGGUGGCUUUCUGGAUACAAUUGUUCAAACCAUAAUGACAUUCCGAUUGCCAUUUUAUGGCUCCAAUGUUCUCAACCAUUACUUUUGUGAUGUUGCACCACUGUUGAAGCUUGCAUGUGCCAAUACACAUUUAAUUGAUAUGCUGGACUUUAUAUUGGCUUCUUCUUUAGUUCUAGGGUCUUUGUUCCUUUCACUGGUUUCUUACGGCUGCAUCAUUUCUGCUAUUGUGAAAAUCUCAUCUGCUGCUGAUCGAAAGAAAACCUUUUCUACUUGUGCUUCUCAUCUCACCGUGGUCUUCAUAGUCUAUGGGAGCUGUAUAUUUAUGUGCAUCCGUCCUUACAAGAAUUCUAAAGUCGAUUCCACCAAAAUUGUUUCAUUGCUAAACUGCAUUUUGACACCACUUUUAAAUCCUUUUAUCUAUAGUUUUAGGAAUAAUGCUUUCAAGGAUGCAUUGAGGCGCACUAUAAGACAAAGGGGCAUAUUUACUAAAGUAUGA
Xenopus tropicalis (tropical clawed frog) is the source of this 948-nucleotide messenger RNA. It is a transcript of the gene or6t1, whose product is annotated as olfactory receptor family 6 subfamily T member 1. The transcript has a single exon. Gene Ontology annotation, cellular component: plasma membrane; membrane. Gene Ontology annotation, molecular function: olfactory receptor activity; G protein-coupled receptor activity. The record is from RefSeq and is a predicted model, not a curated record. Gene Ontology annotation, biological process: G protein-coupled receptor signaling pathway; signal transduction; detection of chemical stimulus involved in sensory perception of smell. Bases 1 to 948 code for a protein of 315 amino acids. Lineage: Eukaryota; Metazoa; Chordata; Amphibia; Anura; Pipidae.